AUGGACGCCUUCAAGGGGGGCAUGAGCCUGGAGAGGCUGCCGGAGGGGCUGCGGCCGCCGCCGCCGCCGCCGCCGCACGACAUGGGGCCCGCCUUCCACCUGGCCCGCGCCGCCGACCCCCGCGAGCCGCUGGAGAACUCGGCCAGCGAGUCCUCAGACACCGAGCUGCCAGACAAGGAGCGCGGUGGGGAGCCCAAAGGCCCGGAGGACGGCGGCGCGGGCGGCGCGGGCUGCGGAGGCCCCGAGGACCCCGCCAAGAAGAAGAAGCAGCGGCGGCAGCGCACGCACUUCACCAGCCAGCAGCUGCAGGAGCUGGAGGCCACGUUCCAGAGGAACCGCUACCCCGACAUGAGCAUGCGGGAGGAGAUCGCCGUGUGGACCAACCUCACCGAGCCGCGCGUGCGGGUCUGGUUCAAGAACCGGCGGGCCAAGUGGAGGAAGCGCGAGCGCAACCAGCAGCUGGACCUGUGCAAGGGCGGCUACGUGCCGCAGUUCAGCGGCCUGGUGCCGCCCUACGAGGACGUGUACGCCGCCGGCUACUCCUACAACAACUGGGCCGCCAAGAGCCUGGCGCCCGCGCCGCUCUCCACCAAGAGCUUCACCUUCUUCAACUCCAUGAGCCCGUUGUCCUCGCAGUCCAUGUUCUCCGCCCCCAGCUCCAUCUCCUCCAUGACCAUGCCGUCCAGCAUGGGCCCGGGCGCCGUGCCCGGCAUGCCCAACUCGGGCCUCAACAACAUCAACAACCUCACCGGCUCCUCGCUCAACUCGGCCAUGUCCCCCGGCGCCUGCCCCUACGGGGCGCCCGCCUCGCCCUACAGCGUCUACCGGGACACGUGCAACUCCAGCCUGGCCAGCCUGCGGCUCAAGUCCAAGCAGCACUCGUCCUUCGGCUACGGCGGCCUGCAGGGCCCGGCCUCGGGCCUCAACGCGUGCCAGUACAACAGCUGACCGGCCGCGG
Messenger RNA from Perognathus longimembris pacificus (Pacific pocket mouse), 958 nucleotides. It is a transcript of the gene Pitx1, whose product is annotated as paired like homeodomain 1. The record is from RefSeq and is a predicted model, not a curated record. Gene Ontology annotation, cellular component: nucleus. Gene Ontology annotation, biological process: anatomical structure morphogenesis; regulation of transcription by RNA polymerase II. NCBI's taxonomy places the organism in Eukaryota, Metazoa, Chordata, Mammalia, Rodentia, Heteromyidae. The coding region runs from base 1 to 948 and encodes 315 amino acids. Gene Ontology annotation, molecular function: RNA polymerase II cis-regulatory region sequence-specific DNA binding; DNA-binding transcription factor activity, RNA polymerase II-specific. The transcript has 3 exons.